AUGUGUCUCAGCACAUCGGCAAUCGCGCGUACUGUUCAUCUACAGAGGCUCCCUCUGGCCACUUCACUUAUCGUUCGGCGAGCAUACUCUGUGCAUGUCGCACUUACACACAAACGACUUAUAGAUGCCGGCAUUCGCCAAGGGUCGGCGGGCUUCGCUGUUCAGAGACGCUGGCAGCAGACGACCGCUCAGGAAGUCGAAAACACCAACGUCGAACAUUCCCGCUUUGUAGCAGAGGCUUCGCCCAAGGCACGAUGGAAGGAGACAGGGGACGGCGUGAGCGGGAUGGAGGCGACAGGCGAGGACUUUGAGUCCAUUACAGAGGGCAAAGGGAAGCUAUCGCCUACGUCCUCCCACCUCUUCAAACUCAUCCUUCCCCUGGGCCAUCUCCGCUCACAGGAUGCCCCUCACACCAAUAUCAAGACACCCCCACCCACUGUAUUCCUCUUACACCCAUCCCAACCGCUCUCGCAUGUCGCCCGUCUCAUUCUCGCCCAGCUCGCCCCCGCGACACCUUCCAUCUCCUUCCGGAUCACGAUGCCGAGCGGGCGCACGCUUCAGUGGGCAGAGAGCACCGACGUCGGUGACUUCAUCCGCGACGCCGCUCGCGCAACCGAGUUCGUGGUGUGCAUCGGCGAGGACGGCGCGGAGGCGGAGGCCACGCGCCCAGGCGCGACGAUCCACAUCGAGGUGCCGAGCUUCGCAGACCGCACGCGCUUCCUCCGCCGGAGACUUGCGGUCGUCGACGAGGAGCUGCGCGAGAUGGAUGAGCUGAAGCGGGACUGCGAUCACCAGGCGCACCGGGGCGCGCACAGGAUGGCCGUCGGCGGGCUGGGGAUGCUCGUCGUGUACUGGGCCACGGUCGCACGGCUGACGUUCUGGGACCUCGGAUGGGACGUCAUGGAGCCCGUAACGUACCUUUCUGGCCUGACGAUGGUCAUCAUCAGCUAUCUGUGGUUCCUCUACCGGGGCCGGGAGGUAUCCUACUCCUCCGUGCUGCAGCACUCCGUAUCUGCGCGGCGCGAUGCACUCUACAAGUCGCGUGGCCUCGACGUUGAGCGGUGGCUGGACCUCGUCGGUGAACGGCGGGCGCUUCACAAGGAGAUCGGGAAGAUUGCUGAGGACUAUGAUGAGCGCGUGUGGAAGGCGAGGCAGGAGGAGCGCGAUGAGCGGCAGAGGGACAUAAGUAGCGCGAGUGGCGACGGAAGCGAGGAGGGGGAGAAAACAGGCGACCUUGCGCCGGUGCCGGACUCUGAGGAGAAGGAGAGGACGGACACUGCUGCAGCGCGAGUUGAGGAGCCGUUAACGGACCCGCAAGAGAGGCACAGAAAUGAAGACGAAGAUGGUCAAAGGAAUACCAAGACAGAGGCAAAGGAUUAG
Rhodofomes roseus is the source of this 1380-nucleotide messenger RNA. RefSeq lists its product as uncharacterized. The record is from RefSeq and is a predicted model, not a curated record. Gene Ontology annotation, cellular component: uniplex complex; mitochondrial inner membrane. Lineage: Eukaryota; Fungi; Basidiomycota; Agaricomycetes; Polyporales; Fomitopsidaceae. Gene Ontology annotation, biological process: calcium import into the mitochondrion; mitochondrial calcium ion homeostasis. The transcript is spliced from 3 exons. Gene Ontology annotation, molecular function: uniporter activity; calcium channel activity. The coding region runs from base 1 to 1380 and encodes 459 amino acids.